Messenger RNA from Gigantopelta aegis, 3054 nucleotides. RefSeq lists its product as uncharacterized. Gene Ontology annotation, biological process: DNA integration. The transcript is spliced from 3 exons. The record is from RefSeq and is a predicted model, not a curated record. Bases 351 to 2054 code for a protein of 567 amino acids. Gene Ontology annotation, molecular function: nucleic acid binding. Lineage: Eukaryota; Metazoa; Mollusca; Gastropoda; Neomphalida; Peltospiridae.
AGUGGGGGUGGCUUUUUGUUUUCUUUUGGGAGAGAUGGGUUUUAUUUGGGCAUGUUGUUUUUUUUGUUGUUGUUUUUUUGUGUUUUUUUGUCAUUUAUUUAUACGGUAUUUAAAUUAAUGUAUUUUCAUUGUUUUUGUUUUAUUUAUUUAUUUUAUUGUUAUACUAUUUGUGACCUUCUAAAUGAAAGAAAUUUACGCGAAGAUUAAUGUGGCUCGUUUUCAGUUCUGAUCGGUAUUUAGUCCGAUCGGUUUGUCGAAAAGGGUCAUUUUGGUGGGAAUCGGUCUAUCGUAGAUUACUUUACUAGCAUUAAAAACAGAUCAGACUGAGUCUGAGAAGACCAUCAGUGAACAUGGAAGGGAAGGAACACAUGGCUCACAUGGAGCAGGUCUUCCUCAAGAUGUGCUCCAGUGAUCAGUCCGUGGUCAUAGGACCUGACCGCCACAACAAGAUCGUCGACGUCCUGCUGGGAUACAAGCUGCCCAGCCCGUCCUUCAAGUUCUGGCUGAAAAAGAACGACUUCCAGCUCAUCGACAUUCCCAGCAUGAACGAGACGAACAUCCUCGUCGCACCCGGAAAACAGACGAGUCACAGCGAGACCAGAUACGUCCGAGUUCUCCGACUCGAAGACAUAUACCCAGCGGUGUUGGAUAUCCACGUAAACGAACAGAAUCAUGCAGGUUGCAAGAAGUGUUUUGAUGCAGCCAGUAAGCUUUACUACAGGUUGCCGCGGUCCUAUAUAGAGGAGUUCGUAAGGACCUGUGCGACGUGUGCCCAGAGAAAGAGUAAGAAACAAGACGUGUGUGCUACAUACCAGAACAUGUUGACGGAGAAGCCAGUCCGUAAGGGUGUCCUCGAAAAGAUUAAAGUGAACACAAUAAACAUCAACUGCGUUUCAUCGGCUGGCUUCACCCACAUUGGAAUGGUUGAAGACCAGCAUUCAAAAUUUAUAGUGCUCUUUCCACUGAAGUCGAACACUCCAGCUGAUGUUGCUCGUGCCUUGAAUAAUUGUUAUCUUGGGAUCUUCGGUCCUCCACUGUCCUUUGUCAGCGACAACGGACAUGAGUUUAUGGACCAGGUACUGCAUGAGUUGCUGCAUUUGUGGAAUGGGAUUCCUUUGACACUGAUCAACGAUACAUCGCCGAAUAUCUCAGCACAAGAUGUUUCUGAUCGAGCCACUAUUAUCUUUGACACACUCAGUGCGCUGAUAUUGGAGAAGGGAGAUCAGAAAUGUGCCUGGCAUGAUUGGCUGCCAGACAUUGCCUUGCGAUUAAAUACAACACAGAACGAGUUCAAGAGAUCUCCGUACAACCUCGUGUUUGGGCAUAAUGCACAUGGUGGAGAGUACAACAGCAAUGUCAUCAUCAAGCAUAUAGAAGACAACGUCGCCAUCGGUGCAGAGCAGACCAAAAAUGAAGAACAAUAUAAUGACUCCAAUUCCCAUGCUGAUAAUGUCAUAGAAAAUGAAUGCAACAAUGUCUUUCUGGAGGAGACUGAACAAAAUAAUUCCAAAAAUUCAGAGUCUCUAUUAGCAAGUGUGGGUUUGGAAAGACGUACCUCACAGUGUAAAGAAGAAACAGAUGCAUCGAAGCCUCCAGGUCAAAGUUCAUCAAAGAAACUUGCAACAAGUCUGUUACCUGUUGUCCAGGGUGUUAAAAAGAAAAAGAAGAUGAAAAAGAAACCAAAACCAUUUACUCUUGCUGGUUGCAAUGACAAGGUGGUGGUCAAGGCAACAACAAGUGGCGUUAUGAAUGCUAUAAAGAGGUCGAAGUUAGGAAUAGUUGCAUCUGCAUCGCCCAAUGUCCAUAGAAAUAAGCCUAAAGUAGCCAUGGUAGAAUCCCUUGAUAGUUCACAGUCAAGUGAAGAAGAGUCAGAGUCGAGUGACAAAGAGUCAUCAUCAGAGGACGAGGAAGCAGAUGUCCUCAGCUUCUUGAGGAAAGGCAUGAAACAAAAGACAAAACUGGAGUUACUCAAGACAAUCAUGACAUCUCUUGCAGUUAAACAGAAGAACAAAAAGAAAAAGAAAGUCAAAUGUAAACGAUUAUCUUCAUCAUAGCAAAAUGAGAUCUUUACUGUUACUUUGCCUUGAGUCAAGGCCAAUGUGUGUACUAUUGGCCCACUACUUGUGAAUAUGUUGGAACUUGUCAGCUACUGGUUUGGUCAGGCACGGUGGAAGCAAGUAGACAAUGGGGGCAUAGGCUGACAGAUCAUGGGCGCAAAGCAAAGUUUCUAAGUGGUUUGGGAUAUGCUUCCCCAUAAAAUUUUGAAAAUUAGAUGUCCUUAAAAAGCAUUUCCUGCAUUGUACAAGUAAAAAUGUAUCUCUGCCUUAAGAUUUACUACCAAUAAUAUUUUUGAUUCAGAAUUAUUCAGCCCUCCCUGCUCCACCGUCCGUGUCUGAUGGUUAUGCCAGCAGUCUUGUGUGUAGUCAAACGACAAAAAGUCUUAUAAGCAUGGACUCACAUUGGCUUUGGUUUAACCUCCUAACAGACAUCCAUGGUGAACUGGUUAGAUGUAAUAUCAAUCAGAUUGUGUUUUAUGAAAGGAAAAUGAGAGAUGAAAAAAAGAAAAUGAGUGAUACAUCAGUGCUCAAAGUAGCAGCUUGAAAAAAACAGUCCACGUUUUAUUAUAAUCCAUAAUUAUAUAAUAUACAUAAUUCACUUGCUGAAACUACCACAAAAUCACAGGUUAUUUUUCAAAAGACAGAUGUAUGUACGAUUAUCUCAUCUGAUAUUUAGCUUGUCAAUUUAUUAUUUUUUGAUUGCAUAAUGCUAUAAAAUAUACCUCAAAGGACCUUAUAAUUCACACACUAUCUCAAACCGUCCCGUCAUUACAUGCUGUCUUUAUUUCCAGCAGGCUAUAAUUUUUCUUACAGGACUUGUUUCUUCUUCUUCCUUUUUUUUUUUUGGGGGGGGGGGGGGGGGGGGGGGACUGCUAUUUUAAAUAUAUAACAGCAGGCUAUAUUUUACUUAAAAUUUCGAGCCCUGUGCAUGUUCAUGCAGUGAUGUAUAUGUAUGUAUAUAUAAUAAGUACUAUUGGAUUACAACUGCCUAAUGAAG